Messenger RNA from Acanthopagrus latus (yellowfin seabream), 1724 nucleotides. It is a transcript of the gene ccnd1, whose product is annotated as cyclin D1. The record is from RefSeq and is a predicted model, not a curated record. Gene Ontology annotation, cellular component: cyclin-dependent protein kinase holoenzyme complex; nucleus; cytoplasm. Gene Ontology annotation, biological process: mitotic cell cycle phase transition; regulation of cyclin-dependent protein serine/threonine kinase activity; positive regulation of G1/S transition of mitotic cell cycle. NCBI's taxonomy places the organism in Eukaryota, Metazoa, Chordata, Actinopteri, Spariformes, Sparidae. Gene Ontology annotation, molecular function: cyclin-dependent protein serine/threonine kinase regulator activity. The transcript has 5 exons. Bases 1 to 879 code for a protein of 292 amino acids.
AUGGAGGACCAGCUGCUGUGCUGCGAGGUAGACUCCAUCCGGAGAGCCUACCAGGACGUCAACCUGCUCAACGACCGAGUUCUACACACCAUGCUGAAGGCAGAGGAAAACUACUUACCGUCGCCAAACUAUUUCAAGUGUGUUCAGAAAGAAAUUGUACCCAAAAUGAGGAAAAUAGUUGCCACCUGGAUGUUAGAGGUCUGCGAGGAACAGAAAUGUGAGGAGGAGGUUUUUCCACUGGCUAUGAACUAUUUGGACAGAUUUUUAUCCGUGGAAACCACCAGGAAAACAAGACUACAGCUGUUGGGAGCUACAUGUAUGUUUCUAGCAUCCAAGAUGAAAGAGACUGUACCCUUAACAGCAGAGAAGCUCUGCAUCUACACGGACAACUCCGUCCAGCCUGGAGAGCUGCUGCAAAUGGAGCUGCUGGUUCUCAACAAGCUGAAAUGGGAUCUGGCUUCAGUCACACCUCAAGACUUCAUUGAGCACUUCCUGUCCAAACUGAAGAUCUACCAGUCCACCAAGCAGAUCCUCAGGAAACACGCCCAGACCUUUGUGGCUCUCUGCGCUACAGAUGUCAACUUCAUUGCCAGUCCUCCAUCCAUGGUGGCGGCAGGCAGCGUGGUGGCGGCUGUUCAAGGUCUUUAUCUGAAGAGUCAAGAUGCCUCUUUGUCAUCACAGAACCUCACCAACUUCCUGUCACAGGUCAUUCGCAGUGAUCCGGACUGCUUACGGGCAUGUCAGGAGCAAAUAGAGUCUCUGCUGGAGUCCAGCCUGCGGCAGGCUCAGCAACACAGUAGCACAACAGAGACCAAACUUGUAGACGAGGAGGUGGACCUAUCCUGUACCCCAACAGAUGUCAGGGACAUCAACAUCUGAAUUGACUGAUGGCUAUGUCGCACGAUGAGCUGAUGCUUGAAGGAAAGUAGUCGACAGUGGGUGGUGAAGGAUGGGCUGGGGAGGAGGUGCCCCUUGCCCUUCUUUCUGGGGGGCUGCUAUAAUGGCUGACAUGCCACUCACAUGCUGUCCCAAACGACCGCCACGAUGGGACCAAGCGCACCCCUCCAGACCCACAACAAACCCCAAGUUACAUUUCUUGCCAGUGUCCUCUUCCAUGGCACAUUACAGAAGUGUAUAAGAGUGAAAAGAAACUAAAUACUGAUGGCCUGCAUGAGCUUCAGUUGAAGCCACAAACCAGACAUUUUAGUAGAUAUUUCUUGUUAUUCCUUCAAAUAUUAAACUAGGAAUCUUAAAAUUACCACAGACUCAUCUUUCCUAUUAAUACAUCCCAAAAUGUCAUGCACAGUACGUCCAUGUUGCUGUUUUCAGGUCUUUACCUGACAUCUGACUUUUAUCAGAAGAAGAGGAUUUUUUCACAUUUCUCCUCUGUGACAUGUAGAAUGAUUAGACUGUCUGUCCAAGCUCCCAUUUUUGUCUUGAUGCAUUGCAGACAUUCAUAAAUCCGUGUUUAUGUUAGUCACUUUAUUUUAUAUCAUUUUACACCUCUCCAUCAAUUAGUGUUACACCUCUUUUCUUUCAGGCUUUUUUGUUUUUUCAAACCAAGAUAUUGGGAGAUGCUCCAUUUAUUUAACCCUAGUGAUGGUGGACUGUUGAUGUAAAGGUUUGGGCAAAUGUGAUUCUUUGUACAUUCACAGCAUUCACUUUAACCAUUUCAGUUUGCUGUUAUUUUAUAAGAUCAAAUCGAUGCACAACUCAGCAGAGCA